AUGGCUAGACUUAAUGAUCCGUUAGACAGUGACGAUGAACUUCCGGAGCUUUCUACCAUACUGAGGCCUCAGACAGACGCCAUCAUUAGAAUUCUGGCCAAGACUCCGAAGCAAGAGCACCACAAGAUACCAUCCCAAACAAAAGCAACCAAGAACUUAGCAAACGAGGAUUUACUAACAGAAAGGCAUGUAAUUACUCCGAGCACCUUCACUAAAGUCUCUUCGACUGAGCCGCAGUCCAAGAAGCAACGGCCUCUAGGGCAUCUAAAGCAAGCUCACGUAAACUCCCUGCUUCUCCCUAUUUCCGACGCAAUAAUCAGUAAUGCCAGGAGCGAAGAUUAUCGGAGCAUAGAGGCAGGGGAUACCGUAUCAAAUCGAGCCAGUCCAUGGAGAUUAGCCAAGGCUACUGCGGACCAUAGCAAGCUUGCUCAAGCGUCGGCCAAUACAAGCAUACUGAAUCAUCAUCAUGACGAUUCCUCCACCGAUCUUUCUGGUUUCAUAGUGCCUGAUUCUGCUAGUGAUGGGGAAGCACUGUUACCAAGGUCGCUGAAGAUGAAGAAGAAGAAGAAGAGCCGAACCCCGAAGAAGAUUUCUACAGCAAACCCUCAAGAACCCGGCUUUCGAGAAUCUAGACGGCCUCAAUCAAACACACUGCAGCCCUCUGGAACGACUGCUUUGAUCUCACCUGAAGAGAAGAACAGUAGUGGAGUAUGCCUGGAGUCUCCACCAAGUAAUGGGCCUUUCGGAUCCGAGCUGCUUGAGGCAAAUCCAAACCAAGAUGGCCAUCUCACAUCCUCCCCUACUGAGUUCAGAUCACCACAUGAGUCCGAAGACAAACAUCAUCCAUUCACGCCUCCAUCGAGUCCAUGGAAAUCGAAAUUGAAGUCGCCCUCCAAACGGCCUUGGAUGCCACCGUCACCAUACCGGCCGAGUAUAGACGCGUUCUGGAGCCAAGAUGUUGUCAACGACUGGACCGAGCAGUACUCGCCUAGGAAAAUAGUCGAGUCUCCACAUAAGUUUCGACUUCCUUCUAUGGAUAAAGACGAAGAGUUAUCGCCUGCUGAAUGUCCCCACAAGGUUCCAAUGAAAAGCCCAGCAAAGAAAGAUAAGAAAGUUAUCGAACAACGGAAGCUGUUCGAUGAGAAAAAACAUGAGCUCGGCACCGUUUUCCUGGCCGAGCUUGAUCAGACAAUUACUAAUGGACAGAUUGCUUCAAUGGCACAACCAACCGGAGGUGUUCAUAUCAUUUGGAGUAAGAAGCUUUCAUCCACUGCGGGUAGGGCGAGUUGGAGACGGGAGGCCAUAGGCUCAAAGAAUGAUGAUGGAUAUGUAUCGAACACCACCCAUCGUCAUCACGCAUCCAUCGAGCUCGCCGAGAAAGUCAUUGACGAUGAAGGUCAAUUCAGUCCCAAUCACACCAUCAUGAAUAAAGCUGACAUCAUCCAAGACCGUCUCAUCAACGUAAUAGCACAUGAAUACUGCCACUUGGCCAACUUCAUGAUUAGUGGCGUAAAGGAUAGUCCACAUGGCAAAGAAUUCAAAGAAUGGGCACGCAAGUGCACCAACGCUUUCUCCCAUCGCGCCAUCAACGUCACAACAAAACACAGCUACACCAUUGCAUACAAGUACAUCUGGACUUGCAUGUCUCCCACAUGCGGAUUAGAGUACAAAAGACAUAGCAAGUCGAUUGACCCGUCAAAACAUUCAUGCGGCAAUUGCAAGGGAAAAUUAGUGCAGGUGCAGCCAGCGCCGAGGAAGGGGGUAGGGGCAGGUAAACGAAGUGGGUAUCAGGACUUUGUCAAACAAGAAAACGAGCGGGUACGACUCGAGAACCCGAAGGCAGGCUUCGGGGAAGUAAUGUCCAUCCUAGGUAAGGAAUUCAAGGAGCGGAAGAGGAAUGAGGCGGAGAGAGCGAGCGGUGUUAGAAAACAUAGCGCCUUGGAGAAGACUAGUUCAAGUGAGCUCGAAUGUCUGGAUUUUGUGGUCAGGAAGUUGGAUUUUCUGAAUCUAGAAACCUGA
Messenger RNA from Letharia lupina, 2019 nucleotides. RefSeq lists its product as uncharacterized. Gene Ontology annotation, cellular component: nucleus. The transcript has 3 exons. The record is from RefSeq and is a predicted model, not a curated record. Bases 1 to 2019 code for a protein of 672 amino acids. NCBI's taxonomy places the organism in Eukaryota, Fungi, Ascomycota, Lecanoromycetes, Lecanorales, Parmeliaceae.